Molecule: messenger RNA, 1107 nt
Organism: Dermatophagoides pteronyssinus (European house dust mite)
Lineage: Eukaryota; Metazoa; Arthropoda; Arachnida; Sarcoptiformes; Pyroglyphidae
Gene: mrj
Product: DnaJ heat shock protein family (Hsp40) member B6 mrj
Molecular function (GO): Hsp70 protein binding
Source: RefSeq, a predicted model, not a curated record
CGUCAUUAAAGCGUUUGGAAAAAAACGCAGCAUCGUAUUUUUUCCGAAAGUUUGACUAUUUAUAUUAUCUAGAUCGUUGUCUUAUUUUUAGAGAAAUUUGAAUUUAUUUUUAGUUCAGCUAAAACAUCUUUAAUUGUGUGCAUUAAAGAAUCUUUGUGUAAGAAUUUUGAGUGAAAAAAUUUCGAUAAAAAUUCGUUCAUUGUUUACUUUGGUUUGAAUUCGAAAAAAACGUUUUUUUAACGACAUCCAACGAACAAAAACUAUUGGCACUUUUUCCAGCUACUCAUAUCUGCCUUUGUCAACAACCUCAUCGAACGUGUGAUAAAAACAUUAAAAAAUGGCGAUCGAUUAUUAUGAAAUUCUGCAAGUAACCCACACUGCAUCACCAGAUGAAAUUAAAAAAGCUUAUCGCAAAUUGGCAUUAAAAUGGCAUCCGGAUAAAAAUCCAAAUAAUAAAGAUGAAGCAGAAAAACAAUUUAAACAAAUUUCACAAGCAUAUGAAAUUUUGUCUGAUGAUAAAAAACGUCGUCAAUACGAUAGAUAUGGUUCGGUCGAUGAUCAGCAAGAUUUUUUUGGUGCAAACAACAAUCACAAUCCAUUCGCGUCUAUGUUCUCAUUUAGAGAUCCACGUGAUAUAUUCCAAGAAUUUUUCCGUGGUGAUCCAUUUGCCGAUUUCCAACCAUUUGGAGUUGGCGGUUUUACUCAAUUCAAUCAAAAUGGCUUCGGUUUUGGCAAUUUGCAACCAUUUGUUGAUUCUUUUGGUUUUAAUAAUACCCAUAGCUCUUUCACGACAUUCGCAUCUGAUGAUUCAUUCACUAAUAUGAAUGGAAAUGGUAUGCGCUCAAAUGUCAAACGCACUACAACAACGACGACUAAAUAUGUGAAUGGUAAUAAAAUUGAAACCAGAAAGGUGUUAGAAAAUGGCAAAGAAACUGUCACUGUCCAUGAGAAUGGUAUUCUCAAGUCAAAAGUCAUCAAAGAUGCACCCCAAACUAAUCUCACCAAACAAUCUAUAAAAUUCUAAUCAAAACCAAACACUUUAAUCUGAUAAUUCAUAAUUCACAAACACAAAAUUAGUUAUUGUUAACAUUCACAAAUACAUAAAUA